GCUUCACUUGUUAGUUUCCACUGGGGUCUGACUCUGGAAAUAUCUGCUGAAUCAGUAGCUCUGAGUUGAACCAGGAAAUUCACCCAAAUGAGGAGCGUCACAGUAUUAAUUAGGGUCACUCUGGGGAAAAAAAAAAAAUCUGUAGCUGAGAGAAAGAAUCCUCUGAUGUGCAUGUUUCUCUUUUAUGAAAUUGCCUGCUUCACCAAAGCCAAGAACUCACUGAAGGGCGCUGUUUGUCCAUCAAGGGCUGUACAGUUGGCUUCCUCUGGAAAAAAAGGAAUCUACGUCACUUCUAGGCUAGAUUUCAUUCUUCUGCCGUUUGAGAGCGUUAGCCCAGAAAGGGGCCAGCUUCCGUGAGCAGAGCUGCAGAAGCAGGUGCAUUUAUGACCCACAGAUACUAACUCCGAUAAGCAUUUAAUGAAUGUCUACGCUGUGCAAGAAUGGAGAGAAACAAAGCACAGCUCCUACCCUCCUGGGGCUUUUAUCGUAAUUUCAUCAGGAGAAUUUUCUUCUGUGUGGCAUCUUCCCUCAAAGGACAAAGAAGUCUUGUCCGAGGCUGCUUCAGUGAAGUGUCUGGGAAGGAAGCUGAUACCCACUGAUGGACCCCAAGGAAUCGCUGACCCCCCCAGCAGAGAAGAAAUCCCCAGCAGCGUGCUUGGCCGGGAGAGAGCCCAUGUGAUGGACUUCUAUAAAAGCCUGAGGGGAGGAACUCCUGUGAAGGUUUCUGCAGCUUCACCCUCCCUGGCUGCUGUGUCUCAGCCAGACUCCAAGCAGCAGAGGCUUGCGGUGGACUUUCCAAAAGGCUCAGGAAGCAAUGCACAGCAGCCAGAUCUGUCCAAGGCAGUUUCACUCUCCAUGGGACUGUACAUGGGAGAGACCGAAACUAAAGUGAUGGGAAGUGACCUGGGAUUCCCACAGCAGGGCCAAAUCAGCCUUUCCUCUGGGGAGACAGACUUCCGGCUUCUGGAAGAAAGCAUCGCAAACCUCAGUAGGUCGACCAGUGUUCCAGAGAACCCCAAGAGUUCAGCCUCCGCUGCUGGUUCUGCUGCUCCGGCAGAGAAGGCGUUUCCAAAAACCCACUCUGAUGGGGCUCCAGAGCAGCCGAAUGUGAAGGGUCAGACUGGCACCAACGGGGGUAACGUGAAGUUGUUUACCACAGACCAAAGCACCUUUGACAUUUGGAGGAAGAAACUCCAGGAUUUGGAGCUUCCUUCUGGGUCUCCAGGUAAAGAGACAAGUGAGAGUCCCUGGAGCUCGGACCUCUUGAUCGAUGAAAACUGUUUGCUCUCCCCUUUGGCAGGAGAGGAGGAUCCCUUCCUCUUGGAAGGAAGCUCGACCGAGGACUGUAAGCCUCUUGUUUUGCCGGACACGAAACCUAAAGUGAAGGAUAACGGAGAGCUUAUCUUACCGAGCCCCAACAGUGUGCCACUGCCCCAAGUGAAAACAGAAAAAGAAGAUUUUAUCGAACUCUGCACCCCAGGGGUGAUUAAGCAGGAGAAACUGGGCCCAGCCUACUGUCAGGCGAGCUUUUCUGGGGCAAACAUAAUUGGUGGUAAAAUGUCUGCCAUUUCUGUUCACGGGGUGAGCACCUCGGGGGGACAGCUGUACCACUAUGACAUGAACACGGCAGCAUCCCUUUCCAAACAGCAGGAGCAGAAACCUCUUUUUAAUGUCAUUCCCCCGAUUCCUGUGGGUUCAGAAAAUUGGAAUAGAUGCCAAGGAUCUGGAGACGAUAACUUGACUUCCUUGGGGACUUUGAACUUCUCUGGCCGAUCAGUUUUUUCGAAUGGCUACUCAAGCCCUGGAAUGAGACCGGACGUAAGUUCUCCUCCAUCCAGCUCCUCAGCAGCAACGGGACCACCUCCCAAACUCUGCCUUGUGUGUUCUGAUGAAGCUUCGGGAUGUCAUUAUGGGGUCCUGACUUGUGGAAGCUGUAAAGUAUUCUUCAAAAGAGCAGUGGAAGGACAGCACAAUUAUCUUUGUGCUGGAAGAAAUGACUGUAUCAUUGAUAAAAUUCGAAGAAAAAACUGUCCAGCAUGCCGCUACAGAAAGUGUCUUCAAGCUGGAAUGAACCUGGAAGCUCGAAAAACAAAGAAAAAGAUAAAAGGAAUUCAGCAGGCCACUACAGGAGUCUCACAAGAAACUUCUGAAAAUUCUGCUAAUAAAACAAUAGUUCCUGCAACGCUACCACAGCUCACCCCCACCCUGGUGUCACUGCUGGAAGUCAUUGAACCCGAGGUGUUGUAUGCAGGAUAUGACAGCUCGAUUCCAGAUUCCACCUGGCGGAUCAUGACCGCACUCAACAUGUUAGGCGGGCGGCAGGUGAUUGCGGCAGUGAAAUGGGCAAAGGCAAUACCAGGAUUCAGGAACUUACACCUGGAUGACCAAAUGACCCUCCUGCAGUAUUCAUGGAUGUUUCUCAUGGCGUUCGCCCUGGGGUGGAGAUCAUACAGACAAUCAAGUGCCAGCUUGCUGUGUUUUGCUCCUGAUCUGGUUAUUAAUGAGCAGAGAAUGGCUUUACCCUGCAUGUAUGACCAAUGUAGACAUAUGCUGUAUGUUUCCUCUGAGUUACAGAGGCUUCAGGUGUCUUACGAAGAGUAUCUCUGUAUGAAAACCUUACUGCUUCUCUCUUCAGUUCCCAAGGACGGUUUGAAGAGUCAAGAGCUAUUUGAUGAAAUUAGAAUGACCUACAUCAAAGAGCUAGGAAAAGCCAUUGUCAAGAGGGAAGGAAACUCCAGUCAGAACUGGCAACGCUUUUAUCAACUGACAAAACUCUUGGACUCCAUGCAUGAUGUGGUUGAAAAUCUCCUUAACUAUUGCUUCCAGACAUUUUUGGAUAAGAACAUGAGUAUUGAAUUCCCAGAGAUGUUAGCUGAAAUCAUCACUAAUCAGUUACCAAAAUACUCAAGUGGAAAUAUCAAAAAACUUCUGUUUCAUCAAAAGUGACUGCCUUAAUAAGAAAGUUUGCCUUAAAGAAAGUUGAAUUUAUAGCUUUUAUUGUACAAGCUAUCAAUCUGUCCUGUAGCGGUUUUCUUAUUUUUUUUCCUUUUUGUUUUUGUCUGGUUUUUUGUUUUGAAUACGCACUACAUGUGGUUUAUAGAGGGCCAAGACUUGGCAACAGAACAGUUGAGCCAUCACUUUCCAGUGAUGGGAAAAGGAGAAAGUGAUAGGUGGUGAAUCCCAAAAAUGAGAAAUAAUAACUUGGGGGCAAGCUCCACUGUCAGAGAAGGAUGGCACCUAAACCACCAGUGCCCGAAGUUUGUGUGACAGACUUUCUGCUCAUACUUUUCACGGUUGGACAAAAUUUUCUAGACUUUCGUUGGUGUAUUUUCCCCCAUAUAGUUAGGACAGCAUUUUUUGAUUUAUGCAUGGAUACCUGAAAAACGUUUACAAGUGUAUAUCAGAAAAGGGAAGUUGUGCCUUUUAUAGCUAUUACUGUCUGGUUUUAACAGUUUCCUUUAUAUUUAGUGAACUACGCUUGCUCAUUUUUUCUUACAUAAUUUUUGUAUCCAAGUUAUUGUACAGCUGUUUAAGAUGGGCAGCUAGUUCAUAGCUUUCCUAAAUAAACUCUAAACAUUAAUCUUCUGUGUGAAAAUGGGUUGGUGCUUCUAACCUGAUGGCACUUAGCUGUCAGAAGACCACAAAAAUUGACUCAAAUCUCCAGUUUUCUUGUCAAAAAAGCUCAUAUUUUGUAUAUAUCUGCUUCAGUGGAGAAUUAUAUAGAUUGUGCAAAUAAACCGUCCUAACUGGUGUAGAGCACCUAGUCCAGUGACCUGCUGGGUAAACCGUGGAUGAUGAUUACAAAAGACUUAUUAAAAAAAAAAAAAACUACCAAGAGGCCCUGUUUGUACCUAAUGCCCUAUUUCUGCAGUGGUUAGAUGGCAAGAAUGUUGGUCAACUGUCUUUCAGGACCUUUUGUUGUAGUUUGUUAUCACUUCUUAAAAGUUAGGAUUCCAGGUAACCAGCUAAAACACAGCUGCGAGAUUUUAAUCAGUCCAAGUAAUUCCUCCCACUAAAUUUUACCCACCCACCCCCAAAAAUCUCUCAUAUGGCAAAAGUGGCUAGACACCCAUUUUCACAUUCCCAUUUGUCACAAUUGGUCUCUCUUUCCUGGGGGCACAGGAAAGCUCAGCUGCUGAUUCCUCUGAUUUAGAACUGUGUGCCAGACCCCACGUGCAUAGAACAUACAUCCCUCGCGUCCCUGCGUGUGCCAUAGCGUUUAACAAAAGUCAUGUGAAUUUCUCCUCCUCACUGUUGAGAAUUAUCAUUUUAAACAAGAUAGAAGCUGUGGUAGCCCUUUCUGUGUGCACCUCUGCCAACUUUCUGUAAACUGAAAACUCUUAAGUACUAAGCCACAAGAAAUCUGAUUUCUAUUCAAGGUGGCCAAAUUAUUUGUGUUAUAGAAAACUGAAAAUCUAAUAUUAAAAAUAUGAAACUUCUAAUAUAUUUUUAUAUUUAGUUCUAGUUUCAGAUAUAUAUCAUAUUGGUAUUCACUAAUCUGGGAAGGGAAGGGCUACUGCAGCUUUACAUGCAAUUUAUUAAAAUGACUGUAAAAUAGCUUGUAUAGUGUAAAAUAAGAAUGAUUUUUAGAUGAGAUUGUUUUAUCAUGACAUGUUAUAUAUUUUUUGUAGGGGUCAAAGAGACGUUGAUGGAUAUCCUAUAUGAUUUAUAGUGUGUGCGAGCAUUCAUACAGGCAGCAGUGGUCUCAGAAACCCAAUGGGUUUGCUCUAGAGGAAGAGGGAGAUGGAGACUGGCCCCGUGUGCAGUGAAGGCUGCUGAGGCUCCAUCCCAUUCCGAUCGAUCGCAGAGGAAUUAAUCCUCUGCCUCCCAGAAUGACCACCCUCCUCAUUCCAACAGUGAGUCUGUCCACGUGGGUUUAGUUUCCUAAACCUCCCCUCACGCUCAAGUCUGUGAACAAGGGACAGAAAGGUGGUGCUUGCACACUAACAGGCAUCACCACAUACAGCCUCUCCACAGUUUAAUAAAAAUAGAGGCUUUAGAAGUUGGGCAAUAAUAUGCAUAGAGGUACCAGCAAUAUGUAAAUAGUGCAGAAUCUCAUAGGUUGCCAAUAAUACACUAAUUCCUCUCUUUCCUCCAAGAGUCCAUUUCCAAUUAAAACAAGAACAUGUUUUUGUUUUCUUUGAAUGCUUUUUGAAUGUUGUUAUUUUUCAGUAUUUUGAGGAAAUUAUUUAAUAAAAAAAUGUAAUCAUUUGCUUUUUGAAUGCUCUCUAAAAGGGACUGUUCCUUUUGUAAGGGUUUAAAUUGAUCUCAAAGUAUUUUAAGAUAGUUUGUUACCCAGUUGGAUGUGAAAUUUUUGGUGCCUAAGAAAUACUGCUUGAAUAUUAUUUUCAAUGACAGUGUUAAGUUUCAAAAAAAAGCUUCUGAAAAGAUAAAUUACUAUUCAUUUAUAGAAUGUUAUAUGGUUAAAACCUGAAAGCACAUCACACAUUAAUUUUAGUCCCAACAACCUUGGCUCCCCAAAAAAUAGAGCUUAGUGAAUAAAAGGUAUGUGCACUUUGUUGUUAAAAGGAAAUGAACUGACAUUCAUAAAACUAGCAGAGGCUGCACAUUAAAUGAAAAAAAAAUGGGGAAAAAAAGCUGUGACCUUUUGGAAUAUGUGGGAAAGAGGUUAUCUUAGUUAUGUUUGAAUAUAAUCAUGGACUUAAGUGAUAAAGCUAUGGUGCUAUUUGAAAGCAGCUUCAUUUUCUAUGUAUGCGGUAUCUUGCCAUCCCAAACUAUUGAAGUCUGUUGUAAUUUCAGUGAGAGGUAACAUGCCUAGAUACUCACAACAAAUCCCAAAAAGUAUUUAUAACUAGUGGCGGAAAAAAGUGACUCUCUUGGUGUUCCUAGGCCUUACUAUGGGACAUACCCAACUGUCUAAAACUAUGGAGGGGAACUUCAAAAGAGCACCUGCUUUCUCCUGGAAAAACAAACAAAAAUGGUACCCCAGAAGAAAAACCAUCAUGAUUAGUGUCCAUAAAGAGCUUAAUAUUUUGUGUAGGAUGAGCUCUGGACAUACACAUAAAGGAAAGCCAGCCUCACUUCAGAACUGGGGGAUGGAAGAAUGGGCAAUUCCAAUUUUACUUAUCUAUCUAUACAUCCUAUUACCAUAAGUCUUAUCAUUUUAGUUCUUUGUUAAAUAUCCUAAAAUUACAUCACCAUGGAAUGAACAUUAUUAUUAUACUUUGAUCUGUCGAAAUUCAAGAACUGUGGCAGCCCCUAGUGAGAUUUUGAUCUCGGUGGGUCACCCAAAAGACUGUAGCUAUAGACGAAUGUGUUUUUCUGUGCCUGGUUUGAGAGGUGGAAGAGAAAAUAAGAGUGUAAGGAGGACACUUUAACCACUUGGUAAUGGAAGUUUCAAGAUUUCCCAGCCUGGAUCAGGUGUUGGGCAAAGGAUUAGUUAGCUUCUCUCUAGAAGAUGCCUGAAAGAAGGAUUUUAUUUUCUGAUGAAAGGCCGUAUGAAAAUACCCUCCUCAAAUAACUUGCUUAACUACAUAUAGAUUCAAGUGUGUCAAUAUUCUAUUUUGUAUAUUAAACAAAUGCUAUAUAAUGGGGACAAAUCUAUAUUAUACUGUGUAUGGCAUUAUUAAGAAGCUUUUUCAUUAUUUUUUAUCACAGUAAUUUUAAAAUGUGUAAAAAUUAAAACCAGUGACUCCUGUUUAAAAAUAAAAGUUGUAGUUUUUUAUUCAUGCUGAAUAAUAAUCUGUAGUAAAAAAAAAAAAAGGAAAAAGAAAAAAAAAAGAAAAACAAUGUCUUUUUACCUACACAGUGAAAUGUCAGAUUGUAAAAUCUUGUGUGGAAAUGUUUAACUUUUAUUUUUCAUUUAAAUUUGCUGUUCUGGUAUUACCAAACCACACAUUUGUACUGAGUUGGCAGUAAAUGUUAGUUAGCCAUUUACAGCAAUGCCAAAUAUGGAGAAACAUCAUAAUAAAAAAUCUGCUUUUUCA
This is a messenger RNA of Sus scrofa (pig), 6947 nucleotides long. It is a transcript of the gene NR3C1, whose product is annotated as nuclear receptor subfamily 3 group C member 1. Gene Ontology annotation, molecular function: sequence-specific DNA binding; zinc ion binding; steroid binding. Gene Ontology annotation, biological process: regulation of DNA-templated transcription; nuclear receptor-mediated glucocorticoid signaling pathway. The record is from RefSeq and is a predicted model, not a curated record. NCBI's taxonomy places the organism in Eukaryota, Metazoa, Chordata, Mammalia, Artiodactyla, Suidae. Gene Ontology annotation, cellular component: nucleus.